Xenopus laevis (African clawed frog) is the source of this 1172-nucleotide messenger RNA. RefSeq lists its product as uncharacterized. The record is from RefSeq and is a predicted model, not a curated record. The transcript has 3 exons. NCBI's taxonomy places the organism in Eukaryota, Metazoa, Chordata, Amphibia, Anura, Pipidae. The coding region runs from base 366 to 974 and encodes 202 amino acids.
CUGGUCUCUUUCCCCUGCUCUGCUUAUUGGCCCAGAUAUGAAUGACACUUCUCUACCCGAGCCAACAUUCCCCUACUGCAGCUGCGCUCUCUUCAGUGCAAGGGACAUGCUUUUAAUGUUUAACUGGAAGAAGGUAUGAAAGGGAGAGUGAGGGAGGCAAAGUGCAUAUGGGAAUGAAAGAGGUGAAAGUAAAGGGUAACUCUAUGGGGCUGGUGCAUUGUACUGUAUACAUUGCCAAAGAUGUUUGUAAGAUGGGCUAAUGGUUGAUGACAUGAGUAUGGUAAGAACUGGCACUUAGACAGACAUAGAGCCAGGGCAUGUGAUUGGCUUUUAACUCAAAAAGUCACAGGAGCAUACAGUCUGUUAUGGGCAGUGGCUGCAGCAGGGACAGUAGCAGUGUACUUAUUGUCCGCAGUCAGCAGCCCAGACCUCCGUCCAAGAGAGAGCCUUCAGUUGGUAACAGAGUCCAAGAAGAAACAGUUGUCUCCCAGAUAAAAACAGAAGAUGAACCUACUAAAGAGGGGAAGGAGUCGGAGAGAGGCAGACUGAUACCAAGGGUCAUUGAUGAAGAUCUUCAGAUGCUUGAUGAGUUGUUGGAAGAUUCCCAGGACUGUUUGUCUGGUACCGCUCCUAAAUUCAAGGCACAGACUCCUCUUAAAUCCAGAUGUCACCUUACAAGCCCUCAGUUAGGGCCACAAAUCUAUGGAGAGAAACCCCUAAACCCUGACACGUCAUGGACGAUACAAGCACAGGUACAACCUUCCGCUUCCCUGCUCCACAAUAUCCAUUACAGACAACUGGACACCAGAAGCAAAACAGUUCUGAAAACCAGAAAUACCCAGGAUGCAGAGAACAACAAUCUUCCCUAUCAAUUCCAAUGUGCACAAGAGGCUGAAGAGGAAAAGCCAACUCUGAAGUACAAUAAAUCUGAAGAAGUGCUCAUGGAUAUUAUUGCACGGCAGUAUUCCCAGUGAGACUUUCUCUCGCAGUUAAAAGGGCAACCAAAGCAACUGAGAAACCAAUAGGGGAAAUGCACUUUAUCCAACACAACAACAGCAGCAUAUUUUCCAUUGCUCACAUGGAAACACUUGUCUUUAGAAAGAUCACUAAUGAUUUAAUUCUGUUUUUAUACAGAUGAAAUAAGUAAAUGCCUUAUUUUAUAUAUAUAUAUA